Molecule: messenger RNA, 3588 nt
Organism: Closterium sp. NIES-65
Lineage: Eukaryota; Viridiplantae; Streptophyta; Zygnematophyceae; Desmidiales; Closteriaceae
Source: the annotation of a GenBank genome assembly
AUGGCUGGCCGAUACUACAAAGUCCAAACUCUCAAUGUCGUGGUGGAGGUGAAGCUGAGUGCAGCAGAGGAGCAGGAGAAAUGGCUGGCGGAUGCACUCAACGUGGUCAAGCAGCAGGCCUUCUACAUGCGCCGAGCUCUCCCACCUCCUCUGCCUGCCUUCGCUGACUCUCAGGACUCGGGCAACCUACGAGAGGCCCUCAAGUACUCAGCGCAAAUGCUUUCUGAGCUCCGCACCUCCAAGCUCGCACCACAGAAAUACUACGAGCUCUGUACGCGCCUCAAAGUCCACCGCAUCCGCACUGUUCCCCAACCCUGCGUGCAUGGCAUGGCAGACAUAGUGGUGUGUGGCGAGCUGCAGAACCUGGAGGCCUUCUUCUGGGACGAGCACAAGAUGCGCGGCCGCAGCUGUGUGGACCUCUAUGAGCUCGUGCAGCACGCCGGCAACAUCGUGCCAAGGCUGUAUCUCCUGUGCACGGUAGGGGCAGUGUACAUUCGCAGCAAGGAGGGGCCGGCUAAGGAGGUACUCAGCGACCUGAGCGAGGUGUGCAAGGGCGUGCAGCACCCCAUCCGCGGGCUGUUCCUGAGGGCGCAUCUCACCCAGUGCAGCCGAGAUAAAUUGCCCGAUACUGGGUCGGAGUAUGAAGGCGAGGGUGGCACAGUGGUGGAUGCAGUGGAGUUUCUGCUGCAGAACUUCACGGAGAUGAACAAGCUGUGGGUGCGCAUGCAGCACCAGGGGCCUGCCACCGAGAGGGAGAAGCGCGAGCAGGAGCGGCGAGAGCUCAGAGACUUGGUGGGCAAGAAUCUGCAUCUGCUGAGUCAGCUGGAGGGGGUGAAUCUGGACAUGUACAAGACUGUAGUGCUGCCGCCGCAUCCUAGAGCAGAUCGUGAACAGCAGGGACGAGAUAGCCAGCAGUACCUAAUGGACUGCCUCAUCCAGGUGUUCCCAGACGACUUCCAUCUCAACACCCUUGAGACGCUCCUGGGGGCGUGCCCUGAGUGCGUGCACUGCAUUCAUCCUCCCUCCCCUCCUCUCUCGUUCCCUUCCUCUCUCGUUCCCUUCCUCAUCGGACCUCCCUUCCAGAUCGUGAACUGCAGGGACGAGAUAGCCCAGCAAUAUUUGAUGGACUGCCUCAUCCAGGUUUUCCCAGACGACUUCCAUCUCAACACCCUCGAGACGCUCCUGGGGGCGUGCCCUGAGCUACAGCCGAGUGUUGACGUGCGGACCAUCAUGUCUCAGUUGAUGGACCGCCUUUCGACCUUCAUGGAUAAGAACCCUGAUGUGAGUGGCACAGGCAGCCUUGCGAUCCCAGCGUUGAUGUGCGAACCAUCAUGUCUCAACUCAUGGACCCGCCUAUCGACCUUCAUGGAUAAGAACCCGGAUGUGAGUGCUGGUAGCCCUGCGAUACCGCAGAGGAUGUCCGCACAGUGUUCAGUUAAGGCCUUGCCGCAUUUCCUGGAGGUGGAUGCUUUUGCCAAGUUCAACUCCGCUGUCAGCAAGGUGAUGGAGGCACAGGCGGAGAGGCUGCUCAAAGGCGUUGUCAGCCUGCAUCUGCUGCUGCACGCCAUGCAUGUGUUCUCACUCACACCCUUCACCGCUCACCCACACAUUCCCCCCCCCCGUCAGGUGAUGGAGGCACAGGCGGAGAUGCCUCUCAAGGGCGUUGUCAGCCUGCAUCUCUCUCUGCUGCACGCCAUGCGUCUGUUCUCACUCGCACCCUUCACCACCCGCGCCCCCAUCCUCUUCCUCCCUCAUCAGGUGAUUGAGGAGCAGACGGAGAUGCUGCUAAAGGGUGUGGUGAUGGAGGCGCAGGCGGAGAUGCCUCUAAAGAGCGUCGUCAGCCUGCAUCUGGCUCUCCUGCAGUUUGUGCUGCGCGUGCAUCCCGACCGCCUCGACUACAUCGACCAAGUGCUGGCGGCUUGUGUGGGGAUAUUGGAUGCGAGGAGGCAGACCAAGGACAGCCCGACAACAAAGCAGCUGGUGGCGCUACUCUCAGCAGCGCUGGACAAGUUUGGGCCGGGCGGCGUGCUGACGGUGCUGCAGCUACCACACUACGCACGGGUCAUGGGGCACCUGGACCAUGAGACGAAUAAGGCAAUGGCGGUGGUGAUCAUUCAGAACAUGGUGAAGCAUGAGACCACGAUUGGAGACCCAGAGAAGGUGAGUUACGGGCUGAUAUGCUUCUCACCUGCCGCAUUACGCGCGGGGUUGUGCCUCUGCAGCACGAAUUCCAGACUCCAGAGGGACUACGCGCGGGUCAUGGGGCACCUGGACCACGGGACCAAUAAGGCCAUGGCGGUGGUGAUCAUACAGAACAUGGUCAAACACGAGACGACAAUUGGGGACCCGGAGAAGGUGGAGUGCUUACUCAGCCUCGUGCGCCAUCUCACUCAAGACAUGGACGGCGUUCCUCCAGUCGACGAGCUUGACAUGGACGACUUUUCUGAGGAGCAGAAUCUCGUGGCGCGUCUCGUGCACCUGCUCGUCAAUCCCGACCCGAGAAUACAGUUCCAGAUCCUAGCCAUCAUCCGAACGCAUCUCUUCAAGGGAGGCCAAUCCAGACUACGCUUCACCAUCCCCUCACUUGUCUUCUGCUCGCUACAGUUGGUGCACCAGCUGCUAUCUCAGGGCAUCACAGGGGCGGAUCAGGCACUGGCAACAGCGGGGGCAGCGGCGAGUCAAGCAGCAAUGGCGGCUGCUGCAGCAGGGGAGGGGCCUGUCACUCCUCUCACGCUCUUCCUCUUCCUGCACAAGGUGGUGGAGACCCUGUCAGAGUUCGUGCCUCCAUUGGCCCUCAAGCUCGCCCUCGAGUGCGCGCAGGUGGCCAGUGCGUGUGGUCUGGAGCCCAUCGCAUAUGACCUCUUCACCCUCGCCUUUGUCAUUUAUGAGGAGGAGAUAUCGGAUUCCAAGGCACAGGUCACCGCUCUGCACCUGAUCAUUGGAACGCUGCAGCGCUGCCACGUGUUUGCAGAGGAGAACAGAGACACGCUCACACACAAGGCCACUGGAUACUCGGCCAAGCUACUAAAGAAAGCGGAUCAGUGUCGUGCUGUGUGCACCUGUGCACACCUCUUCUGGAGCGAUGAGGAGAACGGCCCUAGAGAUGGCGAAAGGGUGGUGCUGUGUCUCAAGAGAGCGCUCAAGAUUGCCAAUGCGGCGGCUCAGCAGCUCUCUUCUGCUGCUAGAGUGCUCUCAAGAUUCACUGCAUUCACUCCCAUCUAUCAUUCUCAUCCGCGCAUCCCAAUCUUACUUAUAUCUUACCCGCUGCUCCCCAUGCACCAGGGUGGUGCUGUGUCUCAAGAGAGCGCUCAAGAUUGCCAACGCAGCAGCUCAGCAGCUCUCAGCCGCUGCCAGAGUGCCCGGUUCGCACGUGGUGCUGCUGGUGGAGAUUCUCAACAAGGCAACCCCCAUGUGACCCCCGUGGUGCUGCAAGGCCUCAUCGAGCUCAUCACCUCCGAGCUCGCUGUCGAUGGCGCCACCGUCGAUGCCACCGUGCACAGCUUUUACCGGGCGACGCUUGCGCAUAUUAAGGACCAGAAGCACAAGGCGGGUGCGAUAGGGGAGAAGUAUGCUGAAAUCCAGAUUUGA